CUGAAUAAGGAUAAAAAUGGAUCCCCGAACCAGUGGCCAGGAUGUCCUCCGAUGUGAUCACUGUGAAGACAAUCUGGCACAAAUGUUCUGUAGUUUGUGUCCAGUGAAUCUGUGUAAGCUAUGUGUUGGAGAACACGUGACUGAUAUCUCCAAAAAGCAUGAUGUGUUACCCCUGAAUUUAAGAAAAUCCAUGAUUGUGUAUCCCCUGUGUAAGAUCCAUUCUAGAGAACACUGUGAAACUCACUGUGAAGACUGCAAUAUUCCAGUCUGUUCAAGAUGUGUUAAUUCUGACAAACAUAAGAGACAUUUUUUCACUAGUUUACAAGAUUUAUUGAACGUAAAGAAGAAAAGCAUUGAGAAAGAGAAAAAAAGGUUACAAGAAACAGUUAUCUCAACAUUUGAAGAAAUGGCGUCCGAUUUUAAAUCACAGUUAGUUGGCGUAGAUGAACAAUAUGAAAAGCUCACAUCAGAUGUUACAAAAGAUGGAGAAGAAAGGCACAGAGAAAUUGAUAUCAUUAUACAGAAAACUAAGGAUGAAAUUCAAGAGAUGAGAAGCAAACAUAAAAAUACUCUGAAUAAGCACUUAAAUGAAAUUGAGAAACUAAUUUUUGAUGUCAAAGAAUCUUUAUCUGAAAUUGAAGACAUUCUGCAAUCAAAUGAAGUUUUAAAAUCGCUGUCUUAUGAGAUUAGAUCAGACAAAUUUAUCAAACUUCCACCCAAGGUGAAUGUAAAACCUCCAGUUUUUACCCCUUCAAAAACUCAAGGACAGUUUUUAAACUUAUUUGGUUCUUUAUCACAUUUAUCUAUGACAACAGAAAAACAUGUCUUCACCAUGCAUUCCUCCGAAGCUGUCUCCUCUCCUAAAGUCAAACCAUUGCUUGAAGUACCAAAACUCAUUGCUUCCAUAAAAACUGAAUAUAGCGAGCUCUACAAUGUUACCUGUCUCAGUGAUGAAGAACUUUUUACAAGUGGAAAUGACAACGUCAUGAACAUAUACGACCCCCAGGGCAAACUACUGAAGCCAAUCCAAACAAAAUCAGGGAAAAAUCCUUUUGGAAUAGCAGUGACAAGAAGUAGAGAUUUAGUUUAUACUGAUCCUGAUGCCAAAACAAUAAACAUAGUGAAGAAAAAAAAUAUACAGGAAGUGAUCAGACUACAGGGCUGGAGACCUUACAAUGUCUGCAGUACCUCCUGUGGUGACCUCCUGGUUUUCAUGUCUUGUGAGGACAAACAGAAAUCAAAACUUGUCCGUUACUCCAAUUUCUCAAAGAAACAAAGCAUUAAGUAUGAUGAUCAGCUUAAACCUUUGUAUUCAUAUGGGGAGCUUAAAUACAUAUGCGAGAACAAGAACCUGGACAUAUGCGUGUCUGACUAUGGAGCCAAAGCUGUAGUGGUGGUCAAUCAGGAAGGGAAAUUCCGAUUUAGAUACACUGGUCAUCCCUCUACUAAAACAGAAAUAUUUAACCCAAUGGGUAUCACUACAGACAGUCAAGCUCAUAUCCUGAUAGCAGAUUAUAUGAACAACCGUAUUCACAUCCUUGAUCAGGAUAGUCAGUUCCUGUGUUACAUUGUUAAUUGUGAUUUAUACUUUCCAUGGGGCUUAAGUGUUGACACUAGAGACAACCUCUUUGUCGCUGAAUUUGGUGGUAAAUUGAAAAAAAUUCAAUAUAUGUUGUAAAUGCAAAAAGUAUAUGCAUCGCUAGAUGUU
Molecule: messenger RNA, 1708 nt
Organism: Saccostrea echinata
Lineage: Eukaryota; Metazoa; Mollusca; Bivalvia; Ostreida; Ostreidae
Product: E3 ubiquitin-protein ligase TRIM45-like
Exons: 1
Coding region: 17-1678 (553 amino acids)
Biological process (GO): proteasome-mediated ubiquitin-dependent protein catabolic process; protein polyubiquitination
Molecular function (GO): protein binding; ubiquitin protein ligase activity; zinc ion binding
Source: RefSeq, a predicted model, not a curated record